AGAAUUCAUUGUUUGGUGUAUCAAGAUGGCGUCAUACGCGGAUGAAAUGAAAAAGUUCUUCGAAGCUAACAGCAGAACACGCGAUGUGCAAGCGCAUACAGCGAAAGUUCAUUCAGUAGCAUGGAGUUGUGAUGGACGUCGCCUUGCAUCUGGUUCCUUUGACAAAACAGUAUGCAUUUACAUGUUGGAUAAAGAUCGAUUGACUAAAGAUUACACUGUGUUUCGAGGCCAUGGUGCAAGUGUAGAUCAGCUUUGCUGGAACCCGAGAAAUCCUGAUCAGCUCGCUACAGCCAGUGGAGAUAAAACAGUCAGAAUAUGGGAUGCAAGAACUAACAAAGCAGCAGCAACAGUCAACACUAAAGGUGAAAAUAUCAACAUCUGUUGGUCCCCAGAUGGCAGCACAAUAGCAGUUGGAAACAAAGAUGAUCUAGUUACAUUUAUUGAUGUCAAAACUCAUCGGUCAAAAGCAGAGGAACAGUUUAAAUUUGAAGUCAAUGAAAUCUCAUGGGACAACGAAGGGGAUCUAUUUUUCUUAACCAGUGGCCAUGGAAGCAUACAUAUAUUCAGUUACCCAGAGCUAAAGACUCUUCAUGUUCUAAAUGCCCAUCCUGCUAAUUGUAUAUGUAUUGAGUUUGACCCAACCGGGCACUAUUUUGCCAUCGGCAGUGCAGAUGCUCUUGUGAGCUUGUGGAGUCUUCCUGAAUUGGUUUGCAUGAGGGCUUUCUCAAGACUUGAGUGGCCAGUUAGGACGUUGAGUUUCAGUAAUGAUGGGAAGAUGCUAGCUUCUGCCUCAGAGGAUCUAGUCAUAGACAUUGCUGAAGUAGAAACUGGUGAAAAACUUCAUCAAAUCACCUGCGACUCACCAACUUUCACUGUGGCCUGGCAUCCAAAAAGGCAUCUUUUAGCCUAUGCUUGUGACGACAGGCGAGACAGGGAUGCAGGGAUUGUCCGUGUAUUUGGUUUCCCAUCAGACACGUGACCUGGUUGUGGCACACCCACAAUGUACAUAAAUGUAUAACUGCAGCUGUAUGUGACUUUGCUUGAGAGAUUCUUGUAGAUGGAAAUAAGGACUCAAUUGAAAUGCGUCAUUUUAAUGACCUGAGAUGCUCUAAGCUCAAGUCAUACCAAAUGAGGCUUGUAAAUGGAUGUAAAAUCAAGAGACAGUGUCAGAAGGUGUAACUGGAUAACUUGUUGGCAAUGUUCUUGUGCUAAAUCCAAAAAUCUUUGAUCUUGUGUAUGCAGUAAGAAUUGAUCAGAGUUAUCAAUAUCAU
Biomphalaria glabrata is the source of this 1271-nucleotide messenger RNA. Its product is annotated as THO complex subunit 3-like. The transcript is spliced from 6 exons. The record is from RefSeq and is a predicted model, not a curated record. Lineage: Eukaryota; Metazoa; Mollusca; Gastropoda; Planorbidae. Gene Ontology annotation, cellular component: THO complex part of transcription export complex. Gene Ontology annotation, biological process: mRNA export from nucleus. Bases 26 to 979 code for a protein of 317 amino acids. Gene Ontology annotation, molecular function: protein binding.